This is a messenger RNA of Cladocopium goreaui, 1226 nucleotides long. NCBI's taxonomy places the organism in Eukaryota, Dinophyceae, Suessiales, Symbiodiniaceae. The record is from the annotation of a GenBank genome assembly.
UUGUCGGAUGGUGCGUGCGCUGUGCAGGGUGCAAUAUCUCAAGAAGCCUUUACUCAAUGCCAUCAAGCGUCGGGUACGAAGCCCAGAGGUCGAUGGUCUGUCGCCACGGCUUUUCAGUCAGCUGCUGAGCGACUUGCGGCGUCUGAGAUUCAUUGACGCACCGAUGCUUCAAGACAUGUUGAGACACUGGCGCUUCCACGAAAAGUUAGAGGAGGUGAGUGCUUUUGACCUGUCCCUGUUGCUCAUUGCCUUUGCUCGCUCCUCCAUGCGGGAUGAGGACAGCGUGAGCGCCAUCGGCAGAGCCUUGAGGCAAAAGUCCAGCGAAGUCUCUGCCUCUGCUGCUGCGGGAUCUCUCUAUGCCUUAGCUCUUUUGGACGUCACGGAUGAAACAGGCGUCUUCCUGGUGGCCAAAGUUUUGCCACGUUGCCUGGGACAAUCCUCCAACCAGGAGCUGGUGAAUAUCGCCUUUGCUCUGGUUGUCUUGGAUCUGCCUGGUGGCGAACUAUUGAGCUUUGCACUGGAACGACUUGCGCCGCAGGCUGAAUCCUUGGAUACUGUGGGGGUCCAUGCUCUACGCAUCGUGGCACAUGCCGUGAAGUAUCCCGAGGCCCUACGUCCGCGGAUGCGACAGAGCUUCGAGGACGUUGAAGUGAAGAGACGUUGUGUAAAGGGCCUUCAGCAGGUGCUGUUGAAAACUCACCGCAUGGUCAUCCAGUGUCCCACCAUGAGUUCGAAACUACAAAAGGCUUUGGAACGAUACUUUCAGGAGCUCCAAGUUCCACAUCUACAUGAGCAGGCAGUGGGUCCCUACGUGCCGGACUUCGUGUUGCCUUUGAAGAUCGCAGUGGAAGUCGAUGGCUACACCCAUUUCUACGCCUUUUCGCAACGGCUCACCGCCAAGUCUGAGCUCAAACGUCGAAUUCUCCGGGCGCUUGGAUGGGGUGUGGUGAGUUUGCCUCACUUCCACUGGUUGGAGCUGGGACACCAGGAAAAGUUAGUCUUUUUGAUUGAGCAGAUUGAGGAGGUCUCGCAGAGCUCCUUUUCCGUGGUGCAAAGAACGCCCUUGGAAGGUUUCUCACCCCCGCUGCACAGGUCAUUUGAUCGGCGCCCAAAAGGCAAGCUAUAUGGUCACCAACGCUGAUUUCUGCAUUUCUGCCUCGUCAAAAGUCCUGCGGCGGUCGGCGAUUCCACGUGGGAAUCUGAAAAAUGCAGUGGGUGAAUGGGAG